Messenger RNA from Gallus gallus (chicken), 9969 nucleotides. RefSeq names its product sterile alpha motif domain containing 11 (gene SAMD11). Lineage: Eukaryota; Metazoa; Chordata; Aves; Galliformes; Phasianidae. Gene Ontology annotation, biological process: positive regulation of transcription by RNA polymerase II. The record is from RefSeq and is a predicted model, not a curated record. The coding region runs from base 5583 to 8591 and encodes 1002 amino acids. Gene Ontology annotation, molecular function: RNA polymerase II cis-regulatory region sequence-specific DNA binding; protein binding; DNA-binding transcription activator activity, RNA polymerase II-specific. The transcript has 15 exons.
CUCUCUCCCCGGCGGCAGCGCUGCGGCUCCGGGGCUGCUGCCAGCAAGCCGUGGCGGCGGCGGGGGGGUCCUCCGGGGGGGUUCCCGAGCAGCGACGGGGCCGGCCGGCAGCCCGUGGGCCGCUGUUGCCGGGUGUGCGGGGGGAGGGGGGGGGGAUAUGGGGGGGAACGGCUGGUGGGGGGGCCGCGCGGUUCCAGCGGGUUGGAGCUGAGAUGGAGUGCGAGGAGUCGGCUGCUGAGAGCGGUUCGCUUUAGUGGAGCUGGAGGCAGCGUUGGCUCUCAGCCUGCGUGCUUGCAGUGCACGGUGGGGGGGCUGAGGCUCCUGGCACCGACGGGCACAUCCUUACUCAGGAACUACGCAGCGCUCGGAGGAGCUCAGCCUGAUAUUUGCCCGCGGUGGUCCGGGGAGAGCUGCAGGAACUGUGCUGGUGCAGUUUGGGGCUGGUGAGACCCAGCUGUGCUGCUCUGGCACACAUGUGCAGCCAUGCAGCGCGCUGCUUCUGGGGCAGAGCUGCUCAAAAUCCCCUCUGACUCGGUGAUUUGGUGAUUUGCAUUGGCGGUAGCUCUGUUGAGUCACCGUAUGGAAAGUCGGGAGGUCUAAGAUAAAAAUGAAGGCGACCCCUGAGCUGAGCUGAUGUGCUGUUCCUGGCUGAGCUCGGCUCCCUGGGUGCCUAUAAUCUAGAGAUCUCCUCUCCUAGUGCUUCCCAUGUUGGCAUUAUUUCUGUGUGUGUUUCUUUGCAUGCAGGCUGCUCGUGCACAGGAUUGCUUUGCUCCCCACAUCGGCAGGCUGCGUGCCUGCAGCCCCCCCACGGGUCUUGUUGGAGGGGUUGUGAUGUGGGACUGCCCCAAGGGAUGCGAUGGGAAUGAUUUAUCAGGAUGUGCCCCUGCAUUUUGGAGGAUUGCCACAGCACAGGGGGGGAACGGCCUUGCUUUGAGGGACACCACCUGUACCCCCUCUGCGUUAUCCAUCCCUAAAGAGUCACAGCAUGGAGGGGGUUGGAAGGGCCUGCCCAUGCAGGUGAGAAGGCCAAGGAGAAGCUAACCUGAGAGGUGCUUAGCAGCAGUCAGCAGCUGCUAAUUAUCCCAUGCUCCUGCUCGUUUAUCCCAUGCUCCUGCUCGUUCUCAGGAGAGCUGGAGAACUCUUUGAUCUGCCUCUGUUUAGCUUUCUAAUUGGAUUGGGGUUCUGGAUGCUGCUGCUGGCGGUUUUGGGGUACUGAUGGAAAGAGAGACGUGUGUCAGUCCUUGGACAGCAGCAGGGAAAUGUUCUCUGUGCAGCUGGAGGAGUGCUUGGGUCACCAUUCUCAUCCUUGUCCCCAUGCAGCUAUCAAUAGGGCUCUUUUAUAUGGUCUCCUGCAUACCCGUUUUCCUUCCCCUGCGUGUCCCUGAGGUUUCAUGCCUUUCUCACUCGAGUUUCAUGGAGCACAGAGCUGAGUGCUGCCUUCCUCCUGCUCAGGAACUGCGUCAAGUUUGCAUCUCAUUGCUGUCCCACUAUUCCAGUCAGUGGGUUUGCUCAUUUUGUGGCCUCUUUCAGUCCCUACUGCAGCAGUGAGUCUGAGUAGAACUCCAAGAGCAUCGGCAGAGGCUGAGAGAGGUCUGUCUGCUUGAGAAGGAGUUGCAGAAGCACCAAUACAGUUAAAGUGCUGUGGAUAUAACAGCAUGAUCUCUAUUAUUAUUCCAAAUAGAACGCCUUUCUCCGGUUGAGUAAUAAAAUAAGAUCAGAAAAAUACCUCUCUCAGAACAGCUUCCAAGGUGGGAAUGAUGCCUGUGGCAAAUAUCUGGCCUAAGAUCUGACCCCAAGAGCCAGUUUGCAGCAAGCACCAUGCCAGCUGUCAGCUUAACCACUGACAGUCCCUCAGAGGUGGCAGCUGUGCAUCCCAGUGUUUUUGGAGCUGGGGGGGACGCUGUUGCAACAGAAGCAACUGCCAGCUGAAGCUCUAUAAGCAGUAGAGAAGAAUGGGAGCGUUGUGGAGGGGCGUUUGAUUCCACCAGCAGAAGGGAAGCUUCUGUUGUUUCCUGAGAGCAGCAACAUGGUAGUGGUGGUUGCAAUGAAAAUGCCAAAUUAGAUGGGAACAAUGAGCAUUCUUGCAGUCAGACACAGCAGAGGCCCUGAUGAGUUGUGCUAGGUCUGCUCUCUUGGGUGUUAGCAGGAGAGAGGGAGAGUCUUGCACUCGAUAGCAUAUAGAUGUGCAUCCUGAUUGGGUUUGGCUGUAGCUGUAAUUAGCCCAGGCCAUUGGGACAGGCUCCCUUAAAGGCUGGAAGGAAGGAGUGAGCGGUUGGGUGGGAAUAGACUCGAGCAUCUUCUGCAUAUUUACAGUGGAUUAGGCCUUUUAUUUUAGGGUCAGCGCAGCCUUAACCUGUGUGCAGUGCUUUAUGGCUAAUGCCAGCAUUGCUUCUGGGUGCAAAGCACACGUGAGGAAUGCCUGCAUGCCUGAUGGACUUCAAAGGGGAAAGGGGAACUGGAAAAGGUCUCCUUCCUCCACUGCUCUCCCUCAUUGGUCCCAGCUUCCUCCUCACUCUUUCCAGGGCAGUGAGAAAUGAAACGUGUGAUAGAGCCCAUCUUUCUGCCCCUCCAGCUGUUGGCACAUCUGUUAGUGUGCGGAGGACGCGAUGCACGUUACCAUAUGGCUGCAACGUUAGCAACUGAAACUCUGAUGGCUGCUCCCAUAGAGCCAAGCUAAUAUUUCAGCAGGCUGUCUCUCCCCACCCGGCACACGGAGACCCUCAGGUUGAAUAUUGGAGCUCUUCUUGUCUUCUCAGGGCGCAAAGCAGAGCAGAUGUAAGCCUCGUGCUGUACCAUGCAGCAGUGCAUUGAUGUUUGGUGGCUGUCCCCAGCUCUGGAGGUGGUUUAUGAGCAGAGAGCCCAAAUGUGGGGCUGCUGCGUGGAUCGCUGCAGUCACACAGUGAAGCAAAACAGGCAGAAAUAGAAGCUGGAAUGCCUGAGCCCACAUGCAGCAGAGUUGGAGCUUGGAAGUCUGACAGACAAAUAAAGCUCAGUGCUAACUAGUUGCAGCAGGAGGCUUCCCUCGGCCACGGGCGUUUACUAUGAAGCAAAGCAAGGGAAGGAGCAGAGAGCUGCCCUUCUUCCAGAUCUGGGCCUGGCCCUGUCCAUAGGUGAGGUUCAGCAUGGCUGUGACAGCAGUUGUGCAGAAGCAGCAGCCCAGCUGUGCGCCAGGCACGGCUGUGUGCUCAUCCUUACAUCACUGUCUGCUCAGCACCCAUUGCUAGAAAGGAGGAGAAUUAGGAUAACACAGCACCUGGCUGCAGAGGUGCACAGUGAUGUAAAGGCUUUAUAGAAUGUAUUAGCACUAAUUAACGUGUUGGGAAGCUGGAAGCCAGCUUGGGCAGCACAGCACUUGAGCACCUCCUAAAUUGGUCAGGGCAGACUCUGCCUAGUCUUUAAUUUGACCUCUCCAGCAUGCACUGAAGUAGUUAGAUCUUGGUGACACCAGAGCCUUGUGACACUGUGCUCCCACAGGAUUAGCUAACAGAGUUCAUCUGCUGAGUCUAAACAGUUGUGCUCUCUCUGUGCACGUUUGUAUACACAUAUGAGUGAGGGGACAGCCCACAGCUCAUUCUUUUACAGCAUAUUUGAUGCUGGGAUGGCGCUCCAAAUGGUGUCUUCGUCUCGAUGGUCCCUCAUUUGUUAGGGACCCAGCAGCACAGUGCAGACCCACGGAUGGUCCUCCAGAGCAUCUUUGUGUUGCUGUGAGUGCAGGCAGGAAGCAAGGCAGAGGGUGAUCUACAAGCAUUGGGACGCAGCCAGGCUUUGGAUUAAUGCAUCAUGAGCAUCGUUUCACCAUCUUUUGGUAGAGUGAGUUUUUCCAAGCCAUGGAGCAGAUUAAAGUAGCACCAAGAAAGAGAGUCUGAUGGAAGCUUUCUUCUGCAUUACAGCUUUGCUAUCUCACGUCUCUCACAACAGUUACAAAUGAGUGAUAAAUUAACAUCUGAGGAGAGAGGAAUAGGUGAGAGGGAAAGAUGUGGCUUUAAUUGCAGUUUUGGCCAAAAAAAAGAAGAUGGUAAAUACAGAAGGAAGUACAGGGAAGGUGUCCAGUGCCUGAAACUGCAAACUCGUUUUGCUGGUGAUUCCUCUAAGUGCUCUUUUUAUGCAUGGAAAUAACAAGUGCCGUUUAGAAAGCUCCCCUUUCUCUUACAGAUAGAGAAAUGGAGGCCUGUCCAGGGUAGGUCAUUUGUGAAGCUGGAGGCAGAAGGAAGAGGGAAAUCCUUACCUGUGAACUUUGUGCUUGCAGCACCAUCUCUUCUUGCAGUGUGCUCUGCAGGACAGCUCUCCCUUUGCUGCUGUUGACACAUGGAGAGGAACAAAAGGUGGGAUUCUUCCUGCACAGUUGCUCCCACGUAGCAUCCAAAGGUAGGGAACUCCGUCUUGUUAACGCGCCCAAUCUCCGACAGCCACACCACUUAAUUUUGGCUUCAGUUUUGUGUUUUGCCCCUCUGGGGCUGUCCUGGCUGGACCUCACAGCACACCCACCACAGCUCCUAACAGAAAACCGACUGCUCAUAGAAUUUAAGUUGGAAGGGACCUUUAAAGGCCAUCUGGUCCCACUCCACCAAACAGGGACACCCGCAGCUCCAUCAGUGCUCGGAGCCCACCCUCCCCACCCGGUGUGCCCGCAGGGAUGGGGAGGCACUCCCAGCGCAAGAAGCACGAAAAGCUUCUUCUUUACGCUCAGCCUAAACCCCCCCUACUCGCGAAACCGUUUCCAUCCCCCUCAUCCCAUCACAGCGGGAUGAAGGGGAAAAAAAAGAAGAGAACAGGAGGCAGCCUUCCUCGUGCAGGCGGUGCCAGGCGGAGCGGGGCGGGCUGGCGGCGGGGAUCGCCGUGCCGGAGCCGUGCUGGCUGCCCCCCGCCGCUGCCCCCGGCGCAGCCCCGCCGCCCGUCGCUCACCCCCUCGCCCCCCCGCCGCCGGCGCGCCGCUUGCCAGCGCCUCCGCUGUUGAAAUGGGCCAAGUUCGAGGAGCGGCGGCGGCGGCGGAGCGGCUUUUGCUCCGAGCGCCCGAACCGCGUGCAGCGGGAGCCGAGAGGAGGGGAGCCCGGCUGCGGCCGGCGGGGGGCGGCGCUCGGGGCUGCGGGCGAGCCCCGGAGCUCCGGAGGACCGCGUGUGCGAGUGCACCUCCCGCUCCGAGCCCCGUGCGGGAGCGGCCGUCAAACCCCCCCUCUUCCCCUCCCCGGCGGCGGUCGGGGCAGGUGGAGCUGCGGGAAAGUUCGCCGCCGGUGCGCGGAGCCCCGCGGGCAGAGCCGGGUUGGGGGGGGCGGUGCGGAGCGGAGGAGCGCAGCGUUUAAUUUUAAUUAUGGCAUAUAAAUAAAUAAACCAGGUGUCAGUUGAAAGGAAAAGAGCGGGGGGGGGGGGGGGGGCGGAAGGGGGCUGGCUGGGCGGCGGGGAGCCCUGCAGCCUGGCGAGAAGGUGGGUCGAUCUGGGGGAAUCAAUAAGCGUGGGUCUUUUUUUUUUUUUCGUCUUUCCCCCCCCCCCCCCCCCCCCUCUCUCUCUGUGUUGUGUUGGGUUGGGUUGGGUUUUUUUUUCUUCCUUGAAACCAAAAUAAUGUCUCCGGCGGCACAGAGCUCUCCGCGAUGUCAGGUAGCAGUCCGGAGGGGAAGCUCUGCGCACCGCACGGCGGCUCCCGGGGCUGCGCCGCUCCAUUAAGCGCUCCGUGGGAGCCGCGCUGGGGAGCCGGGCCGGGGGGGCUGCCCGUGGGCUGCUCCGGGGGAGCCCCGCCACCCCCGGCACCCGGGCGCCAAAGGUGCUCGUGUUGCUGCUGCUGUUGCUGCUGCUGCUGGCGCGUUCCAUCCCAACUCCAGCCAGAGCCGGGGCAAGUUGAGCCGGAGACGUUCGAGCCGCCGCCGCGCUUCGGAGAGACGGGGGAGAGCGGCGGCACCAUGCCUGCCAUCAAGAAGGAGCGACUUGACAGGGAAGAGCUGGCCCUGGCGGCCUUCAACCAGCCCAUGGAGACCCUCCCCGACUACCUCGCCCCGCUGGCAGCCGCUGCCAUGCCGGUGGUGGCCCCGCACCCGCCGGCGUACGAGCAGAUCUUCGCCCACCGCGCGUACCUGGGCUUCCACGAGAGCCCCCACCCCCCGCACCCCCCCCACCUCCCCGAGGACCUGAUGCUGGAGAGGUUCUCCUCCAUCCCGGAUUUCCAGCCCUUCUUUGACAACGGAGAGCCGUGCAUCGAGGUGGAGUGCGGGGAGAACAAGGCGCUGCUCUACAUCAAUAAGUUGUGCCAGGGGAGCAAAGGACCCUCCAUCCGCUACCGGGGCGAGUGGCUCACCCCCAACGAGUUCCAGUUUGUCAGCGGCAGGGAGACGGCCAAGGACUGGAAGCGCAGCAUCAGGCACAAAGGGAAAAGUUUGAAGACUCUUAUGUCCAAAGGAAUCUUACAGGUACAUCCUCCAAUCUGUGAUUGCCCUGGGUGUCGAAUUUCGUCUCCAGUGAACCGGGGUCGCCUGGCAGAGAAGAGGACGAUCCCCCUGCCCCCAACCAGGAUCCCCAAGAAAGAGCUGACCUCCAUUUUCUCGCAUAGUGACGACAGCGAAGAGAGUGACAAGGGCAAUGGUCAGCACCCCGAAGUGAAGCAGGAAGAGGAUCUCCAUAUCAAUAUCAUGAAAAGAAGGAUACACACCCACUGGGAUUUAAACAUCUCCUUCCGAGAGACCUCUUGCAGCCGUGAUAACGACCUCUCCACUAUCAUCUCCAACCUGCAUCAGAGCCGCCAGCUCGUUAUGCCAGAGACCCAGAGCCGCUGUGAAUUCAAGAGGAACAGCGUGGAUGUUGGCUUGGGAGCUGCAGAUGACAUUUUAGGCAAGAGAAGAGUAUGCUCUCCCAACAGCAGCAGUGAGUGCCCGUUAGAGAGCAAGAAAGCCCGAAGUGAGUCCCCAAAGGAAAACUCCCACACGCCUCUGCUGGAGGACUCGGUGACUCAGAUGACCCCAGAGGAGCACUACAGGCGCAUGAUGUCGGCGCUGAACGAGCACAGCACCUUUGAGGAGCAGCAGCAGCAGCGGCUCUACCAGUUGGCCAACAGCAUGGCGGUGCCCAGCCAUGGAGAUCUGCUCCGGGCUCGGCAGGAGGUGGCGGCGGCGGCGGCUGCGCGGAACCCCGGAGCGAUGGAAGCUCACAUCCCCACGGGCGGCAAUUCGUCCUCGCAGCGCAGGAAGCAGGGCCUCCCCCAGCACCGAGACAGCCACUUCCCCGACAGGGAGAUAUCCCACCCACCGCCUCUGCUCUCACCCCAGAACGCGCCCCAUAUUGCCCUGGGGCCCCACUUGCGACCUCCUUUCCUCGGGGUGCCUUCAGCCCUGUGCCAGACACCAGGUUACGGGUUCCUACAGCCGGCACAAGCAGAGAUGUUUGCACGGCAGCAAGAGAUGCUACGAAAGCAAAACCUGGCAAGGUUGGAGAUGUCGGCCGAGAUCAUCCGCCAGAAGGAGCUGGAGAACCUCCACCGGCAGCGCCUGCUGGCUGGUGACCCCCUGAGCCUGCACCCCGGCUUGCCCCCAGACCACCCCGCCCUGCGCAACGUGCACGACAUCCCCGAGGGUCACCCGCUGCGGGACGAGCUGUCCCGGCGCAACGCCAUGCUGGUGCUGCGGCACAACAACGCGCCCCUGCUGUCCCUCAACCCCGGCGUCCCCAGCAGCUCCACGCCGCCCAAGGAGCAGCCGCGGCGCGGCAGCCGGAAGGCGGCGCAUCACCGCGCCGAGCCGCAGGGACCCAGCGAGGCCAAGGAGCCGGCGGAGCCGAGGGCGCGGGAUGGGGCACCGGACUGUAACGAUGAGGAGAUGAAGGACUCGGAGAGCGACGCCGAUGUGAGCGAUGAGAAACCGGAGAGCUUGAAGGCAGACAGCGGCGGCUCAGCCACGGAGCUGAAGGAGUGCAAAGAGACGGGCAAGGGAUGCGAGGGGAGCAAGGAGCUGGGCGAAGGCACCGGCAGCCAGAACGCACCCUGCAGCUCCUCCAGCGCCGAGUCCCCCAGCCACCUGCUUGGUGCUGGCAUCAACAAGAGCGAGGUGAAGUACCUGCCGCCAGCCUCCAUCCCACCGCCUCAGCCGCUGCCCUUCGGCUUCCCCUACACCAUGAGCCCCUACUUCCACGCAGGCACCAUGGGAGGUCUCUUUCUGGAUGGCGAUGAGAGCCCGGCAUUGGAGGACAUCAGCAAAUGGACAGUGGAGGACGUGUGCAGCUUCGUGUCCAACCUGGCGGGUUGCACUGAGUACACUCAGGUAUUCCGUGAGCAGGCCAUUGAUGGUGAGACCCUCCCCCUGCUGACAGAGGAGCACCUGCUGAACAACAUGGGGCUGAAGCUGGGGCCGGCACUGAAGAUACGCUCACAGGUCGCCAAGCGAGUGGGCAGGGUGCUCUACAUGGCUGGCUUCCCCAUGGCCUUCCCCCUGCAGCCCCCAGGGCUGCGGCCACCGGAGCGGGACCUUCCCCCAGCUGAGCUGAGGCCCUCAUCCACGGGCAGUGUGUCCUCCCCGUUUGGCAGCGCGCUGCCCUCCGCCAGCCGCAUCUCCCCAAAGCAGGAGAACGGGAACCCCUCCAUCGGGGCUGGGCUCAGCGACACCACCAAACCACCAUCCUAACAGCUCCCGGCUGCUCCUGGAACUGAGGCUGUGUCCAACACAACGGAAGGUUUGGGGAGCAGGAGAGCCUCCCUCGGCAGCGUGAGACGGAGGAGCGAGGAAGGGAGGGUUUCAUUUGUUGUUGUUAUUAUUUGGGAUGCGUUUUGCUUUUGGGUUUUCUUUUUUUUUUUUUUUUUUUUGCUUAAAGGAAAAAAAAAAAAAAACAGUAAAAAACUGUCAAAAGGGAAGGAAUAAACUAUCCAAAGAUGUAUUGAGACAAGGCCAAGUGAAGAAGAGAAAGGAGGCCGUGCUGGAGGGCGGUGGUACCGUUCCCUUCGCCUUCUCUCGCGCCCUGGGAAAGCAGAGCUGUGAUUGUUGGGAAUGCUCUUUGCCUUCGAGGAGCUCCAGGCACUGGGGGGGGACUGGCACUGCUCCUCCAUCAGGACUCAGCACGGCUGAGCACAACACCCAUCACAAACAGAACCCCCCCCUCCCUUUCCCACGGAUCUCCUCCUCUCCCUGGAAACUGCGCUCAGUUCCUCCAGUCAGCUGUCUAUGCAUCUCUCGUGAACUUUUGCAAACAAUACCAAAGACAGGACAACAAGUUACAAAAAAAAAAAAAGAAAAAAAAACAAAAAAAAGGCAAGUUCUGGUCCAUGUUUACUCUGGUGUGGAUGGUACGGCACAGGCGGUGUGUGGGGCUGCCUCUGCACACACUGCUGGACUCUGCCCAGCCCUGCACAGCUGGAUUUGCUUGAGUUAUAAGGAAGAAAUGAGUGUGUGCUCAAUGGGGGGAGUUCAGGGUUAACCCCCCCCCCCUCCGGUCACGUGUACUGCGGACUCAUUUAUAUACCUUUGGGGUUUUUUUUUUGGUUGUUGGUUGGUUUGUAGGAUUCCUGGUCUUUUACAAGCCUUGGUACAGAGGUGGCUGUCGUUGCACAUUCAGGCCUGCUGCAGACCAUGAGGCAGAGCUCCCCGUGUGCCCCCAGCAGAGGGGGGCGGGGGGGGGGAUGCUGGGGGUGGGGGGGUAAAAACAGCAGGCAGACUUUUGACUACUGUGAAUGCAAUGGUAACUCCUGGGGGCAACCUCCUGUGACCUGUACAGUUGUGAGCAACAAUCACAAUCAAUCACACGUGGUACUUUUUUCUCUCCCUCCCUCCCUCUCCUCUUUUCGUUUUGUUGAAACGUUGCACGUGCUGCCAUGGGUUAUUUUUUUUUUCCUUACCAAAUAGCUUGGUGGUACAUUAGCUUCUUUAUAUUGUAAAAAAAAAAAAGAAGAAGAAAAAAGCAUCAACCCCCCCCCCAUCCCUUGUCAUUAUCCAUCACAUCACAAUAAAAAAGAUGCUUUCCAGCAAUCAGUUUAAAUAAAAAAGGACACCACUCAGUUUACAAACAGUA